Molecule: messenger RNA, 1909 nt
Organism: Linum trigynum
Lineage: Eukaryota; Viridiplantae; Streptophyta; Magnoliopsida; Malpighiales; Linaceae
Source: the annotation of a GenBank genome assembly
UACAAAACCAUAAUGGAUGACAAAGAUUGAGAGGGAAGUGAUCUUUUUUUUUUUUUUUUUUUGACAAAGGGAUCUUGGAUUGCACUUCGAGUGAUCGGUUACAAAGAGGGAUUUAAAAACCCUGGAUCCAAAACAAGAUCAAGGCAGCACUGAAACACAAGAUGAAAUCAAACCAUGCCUGGAAAAUACAUCAGGAGAAAGCAAGGCACAGAAUGAAAACACACACCAAAUGCCUAUCGCUUGAACCAAAUCCAACACAAUCAUAAUCCCUCUAGUUUCCAAUCAAACCAAGUAGCAAACAGAUCAGCAUCAGCUUGUUCGCUCACAACGAAUUCCAUGGCAAAGUACACUGCAAUGCCAUAAGCCGACUCCUGGGGUUUGCUCGAAGACACCCAACACAGUGAAUCUCGAAGCGAGAUUGCAUGACAGUGGAAAAGGCUGUGAAGCAGAUAGCUCCAAGCUGAAAGGGCAGGGGAAGUCGAAGCAGAGCAGUCGGGUUCGAAGGAGCGUAGAAAAGCCAGAAAAGGCCACCCACUCCAAAGAGACACCAAGCCACCACAGCAAACAGCCGGAGAGGACCCUACUCUCAACAAUCCGACGAACAGCCAGGCAGAGCAAGCAACCACGAGAGGUCAGAUGGGGAGAGCAGCGAAUGGCUUCACCAAAGCCGGUGAGACCACCAGAUUGGUACAAUCAACCACCACCAAGAGAGGAAUGAGACAUCCAAUAUGCAACCUCCAGAUCCCAAAUGAGAGCAAGCCCAGAACAAGACCAAAGAGCAAAAGCUCAACUGGAGAGGAAACUGGAAUGCCACAUCGAUCGGAGAAGACGAUUGAAAACUGAUAAAACUGGAAAAAACACUGCCGAAAGGCAAGGGCAAACAAGGAAGGCAAGGAAACGAAAAAUGGGAAGCAUGAGCUGCCGCCGGUCACCAAAAGGAGCCGACGGCAGCCCCUGGAAAGCAGAGAUUAGGAGCUGGAGUAGAGAGAAGGGAGAGUAGAUAUUUUGAAUUAAAGUAAGUAGAGGAAGUGAUCUAAUGGUCAAAAUAGGAGUUCGGAGAGAGGGUUGAUCAGAAUUUUCGGAUAGCUGAUAUAUUUUGUGGGGGCACUAGCAUUAAUUGAGGCCGAAUCCCAUGACUAAGUGGUGUUUAGUCAAGUGACUAAGCCCCUCCCAGCUCUUAAAUCUGGACAUGUCAAUCUGACGGUUAAAAAAUAGGAAGAGAUUUUUAAUUAGUUACAUGGGUAGUUUGGGUAUUUUUAAUUAGCUAACUGUGUCGCCGAUUUCUUGGCUAACAAGGCACAUGACUUUGAUUUUGGCACACAUCCUUUCAAUGUGUGUUAUUUGGACUUCGUCCAAUGGCUUCGCCGCGAUGUAAUGGGAACUUCCCAUGAACGUUGUACUACUAAUGUGAUUUAGACGCUUUGCGUCUGUCUUUCAACAAAAAAAAAAAUUAAGGAAGUAUUUAAUUAAACUCUAGAGACCAUAGUUAGUAAAAUACGGUACGGGAAAGUUACGUAUAAAAUACGUACGGGUAUUUUACUUCGUUUCUAUGCUAAUGUUACGUUUAAUAGUACGUUAAUUGUCAUAAAUAUAUAAAAUUUAUUAUUUUAAAAAUAAAUAAAUAUAUAAAUAAUGGUAAAGUUCGUAAUUUGAUUCAUUAAAUACGGAUAUUAAACGUGUUAUACGGGUUUUAAACGUGUUUAAUACGGGAGCCAUCAAAUGAACGGUAAAAAAAGAAACGGUUUGACAAUAAUACGGAUACGGAAGUUUUAAAUGAAUAAAGUACGUACGGAUACAUAUACGUGUAUUAAACGGAGUAUUUACUAACUAUGCUAGAGACAUGUUCGGUAUUUAAUGCUUUAUAUUUUAUUUGUAGUUAGUGAUUAUCGAAUGAAACUAAUUCUGAAUU